Messenger RNA from Lampris incognitus (smalleye Pacific opah), 3113 nucleotides. It is a transcript of the gene cnpy2, whose product is annotated as canopy FGF signaling regulator 2. The transcript is spliced from 6 exons. The coding region runs from base 64 to 618 and encodes 184 amino acids. Gene Ontology annotation, cellular component: endoplasmic reticulum. The record is from RefSeq and is a predicted model, not a curated record. Lineage: Eukaryota; Metazoa; Chordata; Actinopteri; Lampriformes; Lampridae.
CCAUGGGACAGCGUGGAGUUUUGUCAGUGGUCGUUUCGGAAAACUGCUAAAGACUCAUGCAAGAUGAGAAAAACAGUAUUGAUUCUCGCACCAUGUGUGGUUCUUUGUCUCUUUAUGACCGUUGGCCAAGGAAGCAGACAAGGACAGGAUAUCAAAUGUGGGGCAUGCAGGGCUCUUGUGGAUGAGAUGGGGUGGGCCAUUUCCCAGAUAGAUCCCAAGAAGAUGAUCCAGACAGGAUCCUUCAGGAUCAAUCCAGAUGGCAGCCAGUCCAUUAGAGAGGUUCCUCUUGCUCGCUCUGAGGGAAACCUCCUGGAGUUAAUGGAUGGUGUGUGUGAGAGGAUGCAGGACUAUGGGGAGCUUGUAGACUCUUCCACAAGCAGGAAAAGCUAUCUCAGGGUCACAUCUCGGAAUGGUGAAGCCAUGGAUCUCACAGAGGCUAAACUGGAUUCGAGAGUUACGUCCAGUUUAAAAUUCGCAUGCGAGACAAUUGUUGAGCAGCAUGAGGAUGAAAUAAUCGAGUUCUUUGCUCAUGAGACCGAUAAUGUCAAAGACAAACUGUGCAGCAAGAGGACAGAUCUUUGUGACCAUGCUCUGAGAAUGCAUCACGAUGAGCUCUGAUGUCUCCCUUCCUGAAACAUGAGUUCCCUCUGAUGGAUUCACAUGGAAGUUCUGGGCACUGUAGUGUUGGGUUGUGUCUCAUUUGUACGCCAUUGCAGUGAUGGAAUAUGUGAAGACGACAUCAGCUUAACUACCCCACACGUGUAAUGACUUCAGAAAGUUCUGCUUCUGAAAGAGUCGCUCCCAAAGCUAGAGAAGACAGCUAGCUUUCUCUUAUAUUACCCCAUGAUACUGUUUAGAAUAUUGUAUGAACAAGGUUUCACAUUAUGUUCAUACGUUUCUGAAUUCCAGCUGUAAAAGAUCACAGACAUAAUGACCCUUCCCUCGUCUAAAGACCUGAAACUCUCGUGCUCACAUGUUCCAGUGAAAGCACUCAAUUUCAAAAUGCUACUUAACUACAGAUAUUUCUCUAUUACCUAUUCACUUACCAAAACAAUCCCCCCCCCCCAAAACAUCACUUUUCUUUAGAGUUUUUGCACUUAUGAACAACUUCGUGUGAGCGCUAGACGCCAGAACAGCGGCCCUGAUACAGUAUAUCAUAUGAAGACUAUAUGAUAUGAUAUGAUAUGAUGGUAUGCGAUGAUAUGAAGACUAUAUGAUGAUAUGAUAUGAGACUAUAUGAUAUGAUGUAUAAUAUGAUAUGAAGACUAUAUGAUAUGGUAUAUGAUAUGAUAUGAGACUAUAUGAUAUGAUAUGAUAUGAAGACGAUAUGAUGAUUUGAGUGUUUUUGACAGUAAAUCAUCCCUGCUGUUCCUCAUGGACCUGUUGUUCCUCAUGAACAUGUUCCUCAUCCCCUCAUCCCUGCUGUUCCUCAUGAACGCUCGUCCCUGCUGUUCCUCAUGAGCCCUUGUCCCUGCUGUUCCUCAUCCUCUCGUCCCUGCUGUUCCUCACGAGCCCUCGUCCCUGCUGUUCCUCAUGAGACCUCAUCCCUGCUGUUCCUCAUCCCCUCGUCCCUGCUGUUCCUCAUGAGCCCUCAUCCCUGCUGUUCCUCAUGAACCCUCGUCCCUGCUGUUCCUCAUGAGCCCUCAUCCCUGCUGUUCCUCAUGAACCCUCAUCCCUGCUGUUCCUCAUGAACCCUCGUCCCUGCUGUUCCUCAUGAGCCCUUGUCCCUGCUGUUCCUCAUGAACCCUCGUCCCUGCUUUUCCUCAUGAACCCUCAUCCCUGCUGUUCCUCAUGAACCCUCGUCCCUGCUGUUUCUUAUGAGCCCUCGUCCCUGCUGUUCCUCAUGAACCCUCGUCCCUGCUGUUUCUUAUGAACCCUCGUCCCUUCUGUUCCUCAUGAACCCUUGUCCCUGCUGUUUCUUAUGAGCCCUUGUCCCUGCUGGCCUCAUCACAAAUCCAGUCAAGCAGUUGUUGGAAGUGCAGCUGUUGAUGUCACGAAGAAACUCAGAUUGUCAUUGUCUCUAGCUUUGGGAGUGAUUUUUUUUAUUAUUAUUUUUUAUAGUGAACUGUCAAACACCAUGCACUCCACGACAGCUUUUGUAAGUUUGAAUUUUCAACUAUGAAACCUUUAAGAUAAGAUGGCGAUUUGGUUUUACUUAUUCGGAAAAAUUUGAAGUUGGAAACAUAAUAAUUUCCUGGACUGAUCCCAGGCUGUAAACAUGUUUCAUCAGACAUUCGUUGAACAGGUUUUUUUGGGCAAUAUGUUGAAUGUUGGGAGUUAAAUAAUUUAGAAGAGAUUUGCAGCAGGGUAACUAACUUAUGGAAAGCUCAAACUGAAAUGCAAGUAAAAACUGUAUGUAAGAUGUCAGGCAACGUCAUCGGUUGCCUGUCAGAGUGUUACUGACUAAAAGCCUCUAGCAUGGCCACAAUGACCUACAAUAUUACAUAGAAUUUGUUUUGUUUCAUUGGUUACCAUUGUUAAAGUUCUGGAGUUACUGAAAUCACCGGGGAUGUCAACGUAGAUGUAACAUGAUGCUACAGUACAGACUCGUAACAGGUCUGUGUUGGUAAACACAAGUUAAACUACAGCGCUUGGCAGAACCAAGUAUCAUGAUAUGCCGCAGAGCACAGACCAGCUUUGUUAAAGUAUAUUACUGGAGGUGGUUGGAACGUUGCUCUGCUGGUUUGUCUUGGACAUUAUGUUUACACCUUGUUCUCAUUUUACACAGCCAGCAGAGGACGCAGCUCCAUGUAAGAAAAGAGUACCUCGGCCUCUUGGGUAUGAAACCAGCAGUAGCAUCUUUGUGAUUUCGUAAAACUGAAAUACCACUUCUCCCCACUAGAGAGAGCUGUGGUCCACUGUGUGAACGUCAUCGUGUAUAAGAAUCAGGAUGACCGUAGUGUGGAGGUGGAAGCCCUGGACAGUGAUCUUGAAUAAGAGUUUUGGUGCUGUUCUUCUGAAGUGAGGAGCUCUCAUGUUGUUUGUGGGUCAUUUAUUUACCAAAUGAGAAUGACUGCCUUGUAUGGUGACUAUUCAUCUGAAAUGUUCACAUUUUGUAAGAUGUCCGUCUGUUCUCACAAAAAAGGAAAUAUAUUUUUACAACAUCAACAUAA